Messenger RNA from Ostrinia nubilalis (European corn borer), 1188 nucleotides. RefSeq lists its product as uncharacterized. The transcript is spliced from 5 exons. Lineage: Eukaryota; Metazoa; Arthropoda; Insecta; Lepidoptera; Crambidae. Bases 493 to 1188 code for a protein of 231 amino acids. The record is from RefSeq and is a predicted model, not a curated record.
GUAUUAAUUAAUGGAGUUAUCAUUAGCAAAGCAUUUUUUUCUCUAACUGAAACGUUCAGUAUAAACAUUGUUAUAGGUAUAGCAUUUAGUUUAUCUUGUAUUUUUUUAUGUUUGUGCAACAAAAUUAAAUUUGCUUUAUAAAAUUGUUUUAGUAUGGCGCCGUAUCAAAGGAAACAAACAAGAGCAGAGCGUUUGGAGAAAAAGAAAUUAGCAGAGCGAGAAAGGAAAAAAAGGAUUAAAAGUGACCCAGUCCAGUAUGCGCAACUUAAAGAUAAAGAUAAGCGAAGGUAUGCACGGCUAAAGGAGGAAGGGAGAAUUGUACCCCUCGCACAAAUGACAUCCAGAUAUCGCAGAAAGCGCUAAAAAGAAAAUCGUAUCAAUUUUAAAAGGUAUUAUGAUCGAAAAAAGGAAAAAUUCACAGAAAAUUCUUCAGGAGGCCGAGGAGACAAUGACUUCGAGCAAGCUCCACAUACUAGCAGUGUUCAACAUAAUAUGGUGAGGGAUGAAUCAGACGGAGAUAAUGACACCCAACAAGCUCCACCUACUGUCAAUGUUCAACAUACGUUGAGGGUUGAACCAGAAAGAGACAAUGACAUCGAACAAGAUCCACCUACUAUCAAUGUUCAACAUGCGGUGAGGGUUGAGCCAGAAGAAGAAGAUGUUAAUGCUGGUAUAUAUGUUUUACGUCCUCGUCGUAUAGUAAUAAGAAGUCCAAGCAAAAGCUCUUAUUCACUUUUGACAACACCUUGUGCUAGCAGCAUUGAUUCAGCAGGUUUAUCUGUAAUAAUGGAACGUGAUCUCCCGAACCAACCGCCAAUUCCGCCUAUAAUAAGAUUGAGGAAACGCCAGAAAAAGCCUCAAGGAACAAAACUCAAAAUACUAGUAUUUCUAUGGAUUCUUUUUAUGAUCUUUGAUGCGGCCCAAAAUGCCCCUAUACCUGACAAUGGCGAAAUGAGAGACAAAUACACGAUGAACAAAGACGAAAACACGACGACCAAAGACGAAAACACGACGAACAAAGACGAAAACACGACGAACACAGAUGGACAUAACGCGAACACAGAAAACACAGAUUCGAACCUUCCUACGACUGGAUCAGACGUUAGCGGAACCACGGGCGCUAGUAGCACGGGCGCAGCGCCUGGCGUUUUUAGCUCCCUCACUGACGAUUUUAAACUGUUGGGUUAG